UCCAAUUACAACUAACAACCCGAAAUUACUACAUUUAAUUCGCUCUAGCAGCUCAUGUCAGUGCUAGCGUCACCAGUUUCGCGUGGGAUCAACAUACUUCAAAAGAUACAAAUCAUCAAGAGGGUCACAAGUGUAUCUGGACGCGUAAUCUGAGUUCUUGGCAGAGGUAUCCUUCUUCCAAAUAUAUGCGCCAACCAAGACGCCAAACCCAAGACUAAAAUCCUAGCUUGCUCGGAUGGAAACCAUAUCAGCUUCGGGGUCAACAACAGGAUCACCACCUGCAAGAAAGCAGCCGAGGUUGGACGUCGUGGCCUCUGCAGGCACAAUUCCUUUGAUACAUCGACCUAGCGGACUAGAUUGUACCUCUGAAUCUCUUAGAACACAGCCUUUUUACAAGAGCGUAGAAUGGUCAGCAGAUGGGACUACAGUGAUUGCAUCCUCUUCGGCAAAUCAAAUAUGUACCUAUGUACUGCCGUCGGAUCUCCUGGAGCCGAGAGACAACCCAUUUGAACUUGGGCCGCAGAAUGUCUUGACUCUUCCGGAGCCGACUAGGGCUAUAGCACCCUGUCCGUAUUUCUCUCUGGGAUACCACACCACGCAAACCGUUCUAGUCGGGUGCAAAGACCAUCCUCUACAGCUCUAUAGCUUGUUGCCCGAGGAGGCUCAAGCCACAGGGGAAUCAACCAGCCCACAUGCUGAAGAUGUGCCAUGCCGGACUCCACCACCAGCGGAUGACCCAAGGCCAUCUUCACGGUCAUCCGCAUCUUCUUCUUCAUCCAUUUCCUCCCCAACAUCUUCGCAAACCUCUCACACAAGCCCGCACUCCCCUCACCAGCGCCCACUGGCCUCGUACAAAUUCAUCAAGCGCGAGACGGAAGGCUACAUAAGCCCCUCGUCCCUCAUCUGGCCCCUGGCGCCCGGCACCCACUUCAUCGCCGGCGCCACCAACACAAUAGCAUACUUUGACGCCUCGCGCAAUGCCGAGGGGCCAGUCCUCACCAUCCCCACCAUCCCUUCGGCCCGCCAUAUCGCCAAGGGCUCCGGCGUCGGCAUGAAGGGCACCGUGGCCGCCCUGGCCGUCCAGCCGACCUCGGACAACAACGCGGGUCUGCUCGCGGCCGGCACCUGGACGAGCUGGGUCGGCAUAUACGACCUGAACCGCGCGGGCGAGUGCGUUGCGACCUGGCCCCUCGCCGGCCCUAAACGCGGGGGGAAGUGCUCAGGUGACGGCGGCGGCGUCAUGCAGGCCGCUUGGUCCCCGUGUGGCCGCUACCUGGUUCUGAACGAGCGGCGGUCCGCCGCCCUGGCGGUGUAUGACGUGCGCGUCACGGGGCGUCUCCUGGCCCGGCUCGCGGGCCGCGGCGGUGAAGAUGUCAACCAGCGCCUGAGCUGCGACGUGUUCCCUUCGUCGGAGGCCGAGGGUCUGUUCGAGGUGUGGGCGGGCACGCCUGAUGGGCGCGUGCUGGUGUGGGAUCGCGCGGGCGGAGAUGAGGGUGUCGUCGAGCCUACGUGGGAUUGGCAGGCUCAUGGGGCUGGGUCCGCGGUUGGAGCUACCGCUCUACACCCCGGAGGCUCGGUUUUGGCUACGUGUGCUGGUUCAUACUCUGUUCAAGACGAUGGGGCCAGCACCAGUGAGAGCGACAGUGAGAGUGAUUCGGAACCCCAUGGCAAGAAGCUGCCUAAGCUGCGAACUUCUGAGGAUAGGAGCCUGAAAAUAUGGUCCAUCAAAGCAUCUGAAGAUUGAUAAAAAGGAAGAAAAAGAGCAAUCAUCCAAGGCAAGAUAUCUAGAGCACAACACUAAAACUGGGUAGGUCUUAAAUCGUUGCAAAUUCGACUAAAGUCGCACCCAGAUCAACAUAUACCAUGCAUCGAUGAGCAACCACUGCAGAGUAUAAAACUCGCCCUACAUCCGGCCCCAAUUUUGAUCAACCACGUCGCUUACCCGAUCCAAAACUCUCCGACCUCCAAGAACAGACGUAUACCUCUGAGCCCUCUCAUUUGCCGACAUGUUGACAAACGCCGCAAGUCCCGAACCGCCCAAGAAGCUAGCCGCCUCCGUUCCGUAUGGACUUUGGAGCAGUCCGCACACCAUCUGAGCAGCAAAAGUGUUCAUCCCUGCUCGGCGAAGGAACAGUUCCCAGUGACUCUCACCCUGACAUAGGAGCCGAUAGAACGGGGCCUGUUCGAGCGACGCGCACUCCGUGGCUAGCGAGGCUACCCAUGUAGCUAGGGAAGUCUGCCCACCUCCGACCCAAAAGACGCUGACUUCUGCAACGUCUUGAAGGCUCCGAGCAAAGGCCUGGAACUCGGCAAAUGCAAGCGCGUCUGCCGGUGCCAUUGGUAGAAUGGUGUCAUCUAGGCUUUUGUCCGAAACCAGAACCACCAGGCGCUCGUAUCGUCGGCAAGUCUUGCGCACUUGUCGCUGCAAAAUACUGUCGCCGUCACAGCCCUGAAAAGGCCCUUGCCGCACGUGUACGGUUGAUGUGAGAAUGACCCCUACUCCGGGAGACAGAGUGAUGUCUGCUUCUUCUCCAAGCGAUGAUAUGAUGGUCGAUGGAGCCGAGGUGCCAGCUGCCCACGUUGAGUAGUUGUAAGCAUUAUAGUCCCUUUCUAUCAGCUCGACGCCUUGAAGAAGCCUUUCAAGCAGUCGAACAAGGUCUCUAGGUAGGCUGAUUGAAACAACCAACUUCAGCGGAAAGUCGGGAAGUUGAAUGCGAGGCACAGGUGCUGGCUUGGCGAUAUUUGAUGGAACAUCUCCGGGUGUGUUGGUGGUGCACUGCUGAGAAUUCUUGGUCGUUAACAUGGCAUUUGUCUUGUCUGACGGUUUCUCUUGUGCUCUAGGAAUGAAGCCAGUAAUUUGGCACCCUCAGGAGAUUUGUCCCCUAUAAGAAGUGUCUCCUCGCCGUUCAAUGGUGGUCUGCACUUGGCCCGUUUUGUAAAUGGCGAAGACUGGAGGGCUUCCAAUGCUUUUCUCUUCUUCCGAAUACAAGUCAUCAGGUCCUCGGAAUUUUCUGGAGUAGGUAGGGCAGACGCCGGCGUUGGAACCGGUGUUGGUUUCCUAGCGAAUGCUGGCUCCAGAUCAUCGUCAUCGAGAUCAUCAGCUCGCCUGAGGAGAGCAAGCUCUUUGAUCUUCCGGGAGAGUGCUGAAAUGCCUAAAACGUCAUCGUCAAAGGCACAAAACUCAUGCAGAGCACUUUCGUCGACCUCUUCUAGCACUUCGUCCCCGAGAACAAUACCGGUCGAUGAACUCAUGAGCCAUGGAAGAUCCCUUUCAGCUCUUUUGUCGAUUUUCCAUUUAGCUACCUGAAACUCAUCAGAAUGUCGCUCCAUUAUAUAUGCCAGCAUUUGCUUCUCUUCUCUGACGACAUCCUUCCAGUCAGCCUCUGGUGGAGUGGUGUCUAUCAUCGGCAGUUUAAGUCUGGCAAGACCAUCAAGGGGCUCGAUCUGUUCUUGUUCUGAUAACUUUCUCACUUUAUCUGCUGCCUCUCGGAGCUGAGCCGAAGCAUCAAUCUCCAGAAGAGCUGUUAAACUCGCAGUGUCCCUGUCUCCGAUCUCUUGGUCGAUGACAAAGGGCUCAAUGCCAUCUAUGAGCAGAUUUAUACCUGAUGGCUCAUCAAUAGUAUUUGCAACUAGAGGGAGCUCAAGCUUGAAGCCGUCAAUCUUCUUGUGAUCUCGCACCGGAAUUGCUGGUUCGUCCUCAGGUGUCGAGGUGAACAGAGUACCCUGGACUGGCGAACAGUUUGCCAGCGGCGAGCCUCCAGACAGGGGUUCGUUGUCCGUCUGGAAUAUAUGGUCUUCAAUUGCUUUCAGGUCGUCGCUGAGUAAAGAUCUGGGCUCUGAGGGUGAGGGGA
Pyricularia oryzae 70-15 is the source of this 3851-nucleotide messenger RNA. RefSeq lists its product as uncharacterized. Gene Ontology annotation, molecular function: protein binding. The transcript is spliced from 3 exons. The coding region runs from base 236 to 1744 and encodes 502 amino acids. Lineage: Eukaryota; Fungi; Ascomycota; Sordariomycetes; Magnaporthales; Pyriculariaceae. The record is from RefSeq and is a predicted model, not a curated record.